Molecule: messenger RNA, 1113 nt
Organism: Oldenlandia corymbosa var. corymbosa
Lineage: Eukaryota; Viridiplantae; Streptophyta; Magnoliopsida; Gentianales; Rubiaceae
Source: the annotation of a GenBank genome assembly
AUGGUUGAUGUUGAUGGGAUCCUCUAUAUGGAAAACACGCCGGAAAAGGAUGGUGUACAAUGGUUAGAGACAGAGAGCGAGCCAGUGGAACCCCUGAUUGAGGUAACUAUUACGAAAGACGCUGAAAUCCUAUGGCCUAAGGGAGUGGGAGAAUGGAUGCAAGCUCCAAAGAGGGUAUGGCGAGGCCCUCUAAGGAACUCUACAACGGUUACUGGGAGAAAAAGAGGAUCCACCUUGGGGAAGGCAAAAAUGGCGGUCACCAACCGUUUUGAGGUUCUUAACAGUGACAAGCCGGAUGAGGAAAAAGGAGGCUCUAUGGUCCAAAAGGAUUUCGACCAAGGGAAAAGCCCAGAAAAAAUAACAUCUUCAAUAGGCCUGCAUCUGCGAUGGCUAACAAUUGGUAUCAGAGCUCGGAUUCUCCGACUGUUGGUAACGAUGGUCGAAACAAGAUCUGAGGAGCAGAUUAAGAAAUUUAUCCAUGAAUUGGUCUCGAUAGUGGAGAAAAGGGUUGAUAAUAAUAUUCAAUCUUUGGAUACGAGGAUGAUUAACAUGGAUAAUAGCAUUCUGGGCAUAAAAUCGCAACUGGAAAACUACCAGGAGAGUACGAAGGCACACUUGGAAAAGAUUGAAGCUUGGAUGCAAAUCAUGGUAAAGGAGAAAUUUACAUUCAAAGGAGAGAGUUCAUCUUCUGAGAUGGAGAAACCUGGAAUACUGCCUUCGCCGGAUAAAUCCCCCAAGGAAACUACUCUUGAUCUCCAGGCAAAAAGGUUGAAAUUUCCAGGGAGCAGUGUGCAAAAACCGCCAAACAUUAAAGAAGAAGGGAUAGAAAACUCUGAUUUGGAAAUAUUUGAAACCCCUGAUGAGGAAAUUAUCACAGAAGGAGUGAGACGACUGUACCUAAAUGCUCUUGAUGGUAAAGCAAAGAGGAAAACAAUCAUAGUCAGGGGUAGGAUAAAAGGAAAAUGGGUGAAUAUUCUCAUUGAUACGGGAGCUCACCAGAGGACCGAGGAGAUAUGUGUUGUAUGGAGGUACUCAAGAUCCUUCUGUAAACAUGAUCAGGCAGGGCUAUCUAAGAGAAUAUCUGGAAGUCAAGAAGAGGAAGAGAUAUUGUAA